AUGGAAAAAGUUCCAGCACCAUAUCUGAGUGAACAAUAUAGCUAUACCAAAGAUGACCUAAAUCUCAGAGCAGCAAUCAAGAAGCGCGAGUUCCAACGCACGUAUCAGAGACUGUGCCUUUACAUCAAGCAUAUGGAGCGCCUCAUGGACCAAGCCAAUAUCAGCUAUGACGCCUAUACCGGCACGGAAGACGGUCGAAGAAUGAAAAUAGCCAGAGAGAGCUUCAAGCCUCAGUUGAAGGCCAGGUUUAUGCCUACAGCACCAUAUCCAGUCACAGCUCCUAUCAGCACCGAUGGAGAGCUCUGCAGAAGCGUCUCGGAUGCGCAAACGUUUGAGUACAAGCUUCACCAGUUGGAGGUCAUUCGGCAUAUGGAGAGGGUUGAUGGACCGGCAUUGGCUGAUUUCGAGUCGAGCACCAGACAGCCUAGACCCGAGACAGGCUAA
This is a messenger RNA of Penicillium concentricum, 444 nucleotides long. RefSeq lists its product as uncharacterized. The transcript has 3 exons. The coding region runs from base 1 to 444 and encodes 147 amino acids. NCBI's taxonomy places the organism in Eukaryota, Fungi, Ascomycota, Eurotiomycetes, Eurotiales, Aspergillaceae. The record is from RefSeq and is a predicted model, not a curated record.